AUGAAACCACUCGUAUUUACACAUUACCACUUUGGUGAUAAAGAGAUAACUCCUAUAAAGAGCUAUAGAUUAUCACCUGAUCUUAAGCUGCGUACAGACGAGCGAACCAAACGGUUUGCAAACCGUCUGCGGAAGGUUCGCAAACCGCCCGGAGCAAAAUAUUUUUAUCCCAAACCCAACCUCAAAUCUACACGAGCCACCAUAGGAAUCCUUCUAUGGUUCGCUCAUUCACCGACAUCGAUCGGCUUGUUCCGAGCAAUUUCCAAACUGUCGCCAGACAGUUUGCAGUGUUGUACAGACUAUCGAACCAAACUGUCUGCAGAUGGUUUGCAAACUGUUUGGUUCGCUCGUCUGUAUGCUGCUUUAAAAG
Messenger RNA from Ilex paraguariensis (yerba mate), 370 nucleotides. Lineage: Eukaryota; Viridiplantae; Streptophyta; Magnoliopsida; Aquifoliales; Aquifoliaceae. The record is from the annotation of a GenBank genome assembly.